AUGUCGGCUGGGCUCCAGUCCUUCAGGGAUGUGCCCUCUCAUGGCACCAUCUCCUCCAACACGUCUUCCAAGGUCACCAAAGAACAGGAAGAGAGAGCUCCAAAGCUCCUGGCCCAGUGCUCCCCCACCCACCCCUGCUGCCCAGAUGCGGAGCUGGACCUCCAGCGGAGCGUGCAAGCUGUUCUCCGGGAACUCAGCCCCCAUGCCCCAGCCCUGCAGAGCAACCAAGGCAUGUGGAGAUGGUCCCUGCACAAGAAGGUCGAGAGAGAUCCUGGGAAGAGUCCGGUGCUGGUCCGUAUUCUGCUCAGAGAGCUGGAAAAGGCAGAAAGCGAAGACCUCCGGCAUGUCAUCAUUCCCUUGCUGCAUACUCUGCUGUACGUGCUCACUAAGGCCACCGGCAUCACAGAAGAGCUCUACCGGAGAACCUACAACUUUUGCACGAGGUUGCUAACCCUGCCCGCCCCCUACUGCACCGUAGCCUUGGAUUGUGCCAUAAGGCUGAAAACAGAGACUGCUGUCCCAGGGACGCUGUACCAAAGGCUGGUCAUUGCUGAGCAGAACCUGAUGAAUGAGCUGUACCCCUACCAGGAGAGAGUGUUCCUCUUCGUGGAUCCGGAGCUGGUAUCUCCCUCCGUGUGCAGCGCCCUGCUGCUGGAGAUCCAGGCCGCGCAGGUGCAGCAGACGCCGGAGGCCUGCAUGCGGCACGUGGUCUCCCACGCCCUGCAGGCGGCACUCGGGGACGCCUGCCACGCCAGCGCCCUGCAGAGCAAGCUGAAGGCCUGCCCUCGCCGAGCCCUGGAGUGCUAUUUCCACGCCGUGGUGGCCGCCGUGGAGCAGAUGGCCAGCGAACCCAACCCGAGCCGGGAGGGACACCUGGAGAGGCUGGAGGAGAUUUACUGCGGGCUGCUGGGGCCGGCGGCGGCCGCCAGGGGACGCUGCUGCGGUGACCCCCUGCAGGACCCACAGCCAAGCAUCCCUCUGCCCAGCCCCCACAUCUCCUUCCACCUGUGGACCGACGAAGAGCAGCUCUGGAAGGAGCUGGUCCUCUUCCUGCGCCCGCGAUCCCAGUUGCGCCUCAGUGCCGACUUGGAGGCCUUGGAUCUGCAGGGCCUCUGGCCAGACCAGGAGCUGGCCCGGGCGUCCAUGCUGUCCACUGACAGUGGCAUCGAGCGGGACCUGCCCAUGGGGGCUGAUGAGCUGCCUGUCCCCGGCAGCCCUGAGAUGGAGCGUGCUGGGCUGCAGCGCAAAGGAGGCAUCAAGAAGCGGGUGUGGCCCGCCGACAUUUUGAUGCCUGCGUGCUGGGACGGGCCCCAGGGACUGCACCGCAGGACAGGCCUGCCCAGCGGAGAUGGGAGGAUGCUGCCGGGGGUCUCUCGGCUUCACACAGCCAGGGUGCUGGUCCUGGGGGACGACAGGAUGCUGGGGCGCCUGGCCCAGGCCUACCACUGCCUCAGGAAACGGGAGGCCCAGAAGUUCUGCCUGACCCCCAGACUCAGCCUGCAGCUCUACUAUAUCCCCGUGCUGGCGCCUGAGGAGCCGGCGACAAGCAGACAUUCGGAGCUCCGAGAGCUGGCGGCGUUCCUGGGCCGCGCAGACCCGUGGUACCAGAACACAGUCAACACACUCUGCCCGGCCAUCCACAAGCUGGCAGAGAUGCCCCCUUCCCUGGACACAUCCCGGACUGUGGACCCCUUCAUCCUGGAUGUCAUCACCUACUAUGUUCGCAUGGGCACCCAACCCAUCUACUUCCAGAUCUACACUGUCAAGAUAUUCAGGGACCUGAGCCAAGGCCCUGCAGAGGACAUUUUCCUCACCGAGCUGAAGGUGGACGUCCAAGACUCCAGACUCCCCAAAGAUGGCUUUUCCCCCAGGAGGAAGGGCGCGGCUGAAGGCCCGGGGGCCGAGCUGUCCAUCUGCUACCAGAAGGCUCUGCUCAGCCACCGCGCCCAAGUGGUCACCGGUUCCCUGCGGGCCACUGGGCUGGUCCUGAAGGCCCUUCCAACCAGUGACACUGAUGGUUCGGGACCCCCCCAGGCCGCACAUUCUGCUGCUCCCAUCACAGACCACACGUGCCUGAAUGUCAGCGUGACGGAGGUAGUCAAGUCCUCCAACUUGGCGGGCAGGUCCUUCUCUACGGUGACAAACACCUUCCGGAUGGCCACCAUCCAGAUCCAGAGCCAGGACCAGAGGCUCCUGACGCUGCUGCUGGACAAGGACGGUCGGCGAACGUACAGGGAUGUGGUCAGAAUCGAAGUUGCUCCCUGCCCAGAGCCGUGUUCCGGGACUCACAAGUCCAGGGCGUCGUGGGUUGGUUCACACCAGCCGGCGGAGGCAGAAGGGACCAGAGCCAAGCCCAAGCCCCUUCUCAUGCCCAUCAACACGUUCUCUGGCAUCGUCCAGUGAGCCUGAAAGGGCGGCAGAAGGGCUGAGUCCAAGAGCCCCAGACCAAGAGGAAGGAUACACUACCCCAUCAGCCUCCAAACACUCAUACCAGCAGCUGGGACGAGGCCAGGCUGCGCUGGGUGGCUUCUGGCUGUGCCCAGAGUUCAGGGAGCUUGGCCCACACCCAGGCCCGAGGACAGCUCCAGCAAAGCUGCGCACACGCAAGACCCAGCUCCGUGCACAAAUGUCCACACGCCUUCAUCUAUUUUUAGCCCCACCCCUCCCACUCAAGCUCCCCCUAUCACCCCUGAAAACCCAAGUGAGAGCUGCUGUGUCGUCCAGGGCCCUGUGGCCUGGGGGGAAGUGGGAAGGAGGGCAAAGGCACCUCCUCUCUCCUGAGUCUGUUCCUUUCCCUCCCUCCAGCCACUGUCCACACGUGCGUGGGCAGGCAGGUGUCCCUCCUGGAGGAGAGGAAAUGUCAGAUUCAAUAAAGGCACACUAAAGCGAUUUUGCUUUGACCUAAUACCUGGCCGGAUAGUAAAGACGUGAAAAUUC
Enhydra lutris kenyoni (northern sea otter) is the source of this 2937-nucleotide messenger RNA. RefSeq names its product phosphoinositide-3-kinase regulatory subunit 6. The transcript is spliced from 20 exons. Gene Ontology annotation, biological process: positive regulation of MAP kinase activity; G protein-coupled receptor signaling pathway. The record is from RefSeq and is a predicted model, not a curated record. Bases 1 to 2403 code for a protein of 800 amino acids. Gene Ontology annotation, cellular component: phosphatidylinositol 3-kinase complex, class IB. NCBI's taxonomy places the organism in Eukaryota, Metazoa, Chordata, Mammalia, Carnivora, Mustelidae. Gene Ontology annotation, molecular function: 1-phosphatidylinositol-3-kinase regulator activity.